This is a messenger RNA of Aureobasidium vineae, 1224 nucleotides long. The record is from the annotation of a GenBank genome assembly. NCBI's taxonomy places the organism in Eukaryota, Fungi, Ascomycota, Dothideomycetes, Dothideales, Saccotheciaceae.
AUGGGAUGUUCUCUAUCAACACUGCUGGCAUCAUCGACAUCGCCGUUGUCCGACCUCAUCUCGGAGCAUAUCGUUGGUUUCAUCGCCAUCUGCCCUCGUGCUGAGACCCUGACAGCCAGCCAAGUAUCACGUCUACAGCAUAUGCGUUACAUGCCUAUUCCUCUGUUCGAGAUCUUCCGUUGGUGGGACAGACGAGGAGGUGCUGAGAGUGCCAGUGUUGCUCGCUACGCAGGCAAAGAGGCAGACUCGGAGACCAAACGACUUCAACUACGAUUCAACGAGCAAAGUAAAUCUGAAGUGUUCAUGGCAAUGGCUCUUGGAUCGAUGCCAAGGUAUCAGAAUGACGAGGCCGUUGGAGGAUUGCCUGGUGAGGCUAUUUGGUCUGGUCUUCGUAUUCCUACAUUCUGUAUCGGUGGAGAGCAGGACCACGUAACGCCGCCCGAGAACGUCGAAUUGAUUGCCAAAUGGCUAGGACGACAGGUGCCACGAGAGCAUACAGUCACCAAGGAUAACUCCCUGCCCAGUUCUGCUGGCGAGAUCCCUAUCAUCGACAACACUCCAAUCGAAGAGAACGGCAGAAGUUUCGUCCCCGCUGCAACCAAUCAGGACCUGGUAUCCGAAACUCGAUCAGACAGUGCGACAUCAGGUCUCCCGAAGAAGCCGAAGUUCGUUCUCAAGACAACGGUACUGCCUCAACCUGCUUCUCAUGCCUUGCUGUACGCUACCUCGACUGUGCGCAUCCUUUCAGGCUUGAUCCAGUCCUUCGCCGCCACACAUAUCGAUCAUCGUCUCUCUCUCGGCUGGCAGUUGCAACACCUGAGCACAGAAGGCAAGUGGGAUGUGAAGAAUCUCCAGAAGUGGCAAGCCAUCAACCCUGUCUCUGAGCCCAUUGCCGGUAUCUUCAGAGCACAGAAGACACUGCGCGAGAUUGACGAAGAACACACACCAACUGUGUACGUGAAGCGAUGGGGUACCAAGAGCGGCAUCAAGCAUGGUGUCCGCAUGGUCGUCGAUAUCAGUCAUGAGAGUCCUGUCUACGAUCCCAAGGGACUGGAAGAAGGUGGCAUAGAAUACCACAAGUUUCCUACAGUCAGCAAGCUGCCGCCAACAGUGGAAGAGUAUGGAGAGAAGACCAACACUUUCGUAGAUAUUCUAGCGCUCAUUUUCGAUUCUCUGGGCGGUGGGAGGCGUACAUGGGGGCUCAGUGGUUCUGGCUUGGUUUAG